ACAACUAGUUGAGCGUCGAUCUGUGGGCGCUGCGGAGUAAUCGAGCGGCCUCGCCCCCAACGGCCGAGCGUGCUUGGCGGUUCGCAGGCCUGGUCCCACAUGGAGAGCCGCUCUGCGGGACUCGAAGAAACGCUCGGUGACCUCCCGAGCUUGCUUUUCUGCAAAAUGUUGAGAUUUUUGAAACGGCCUCUAGUGGUAACUGUUGACAUCAAUUUGAAUUUGCUGGCUCUGACUGGCCUGGGACUACUUACCCGACUAUGGCAACUCUCCUACCCUCGGGCUGUGGUUUUUGAUGAAGUCUAUUAUGGGCAGUACAUUUCCUUUUACAUGAAGCGCAUCUUUUUUCUGGAUGAUAGUGGACCACCAUUUGGCCACAUGCUUCUGGCCUUAGGAGGUUGGUUAGGAGGAUUUGAUGGUAACUUUCUGUGGAACCGAAUUGGAGCAGAAUACAGUAGCAAUGUGCCUGUAUGGUCCUUGCGCCUGCUGCCAGCUCUUGCCGGGGCCCUGUCAGUCCCCAUGGCCUACCAGAUCUUGCUGGAGCUCCACUCUUCUCACUUCGCUGCCCUGGGAGCUGCCCUGCUGAUACUCAUUGAGAACGCCCUGAUCACUCAGUCCAGGCUCAUGCUGUUGGAGUCCAUACUGAUAUUUUUUAACCUCUUGGCCGUGUUGUCCUAUCUGAAGUUCUUUAACUCCCAGACACACAGCCCUUUCUCAGUGCACUGGUGGCUUUGGCUAAUGCUGACUGGGGUCUCUUGUUCCUGUGCAGUUGGGAUCAAAUACAUGGGAAUUUUCACCUACUUGCUCGUGCUCAGUGUUGCAGCUGUCCAUGCCUGGAACCUAAUCGGAGACCAGACCUUGUCAAAUAUGCGUGUGCUCGGUCACUUGCUCGCCAGAAUUGUGGCUCUGCUGAUCGUCCCAGUCUUCCUGUACUUACUCUUCUUCUAUGUCCACCUGAUGCUGCUCUACCGCUCUGGGCCCCAUGACCAAAUCAUGUCCAGCGCCUUUCAGGCCAGCUUGGAGGGAGGGCUAGCCCGCAUCACCCAAGGCCAGCCCCUGGAGGUAGCCUAUGGUUCCCAGGUCACUCUGAAGAGCGUCUCAGGCAAACCCUUGCCCUGCUGGCUUCAUUCGCACAAGAACACCUAUCCCAUGAUAUAUGAGAAUGGCCGUGGCAGUUCCCACCAGCAACAGGUGACCUGUUACCCCUUCAAAGACAUCAAUAACUGGUGGAUCGUCAAGGACCCUGGGCGACACCAGCUGGUGGUAAACAACCCUCCCAGGCCUGUAAGACAUGGAGACAUUGUACAGCUCGUUCACGGCAUGACCACCCGCCUCCUUAACACGCACGAUGUCGCUGCCCCGUUGAGCUCCCGUUCUCAAGAAAUCUCCUGCUACAUUGACUAUAACAUCUCCAUGCCUGCCCAGAACCUCUGGAAACUGGACAUUGUAAACAGAGAAUCCAACCAGGACACCUGGAAGACUAUCUUGUCGGAAGUGCGCUUUGUGCAUGUGAACACGUCUGCCAUCUUGAAGCUGAGCGGGGCUCACCUCCCUGACUGGGGGUUUCGGCAGUUGGAGGUGGUCGGGGAGAAGCUGUCACUAGGCUACCAUGAGAGCAUGGUGUGGAAUGUGGAAGAGCACCGCUAUGGCAAAAGCCAUGAGCAGAAGGACAGGGAGCUGGAGCUCCACUCACCCACUCAGCUUGACAUCAGCAAGAACCUCAGCUUCAUGGCCAGAUUCUCAGAACUACAGUGGAAGAUGCUGACGCUGAAGAACGAGGACUUAGAACACCAGUACAGCUCCACCCCGCUGGAGUGGCUCACGCUGGACACCAGCAUCGCCUAUUGGCUACAUCCCAGGACCAGUGCUCAGAUCCACUUGCUUGGAAACAUCGUGAUCUGGACUUCAGCUAGCCUUGCCACAGUGGCCUACACCCUACUCUUCUUCUGGUACCUGCUCCGCCGGCGAAGAAGCAUCUGCGACCUCCCUGAGGAUGCCUGGUCCCACUGGGUGCUGGCUGGAGCCCUGUGUACUGGCGGUUGGGCACUCAACUACCUGCCCUUCUUCCUGAUGGAGAGGAUGCUCUUUCUCUACCACUACUUGCCGGCGCUCACCUUCCAGAUCCUGCUGCUCCCGAUCGUCCUGCAGCACGCCAGUGAGCGUCUGUGCAGGUCCCCGCUGCAGAAGAAUGUCUUCAGUGCCCUGGUUGUAGCAUGGUAUUCCUCCGCAUGCCAUGUGUCCAACAUGUUACGCCCACUAACCUAUGGGGACACGUCCCUCUCACCAGGCGAGCUCCAGGCCCUUCGCUGGAAAGACAGCUGGGACAUUCUAAUCCGAAAGUCAUAGAGAACAAGAACAUGGAAGACAAACAUGCAGAACAAAACCUCAAAGAUGUGUUUGUCUCCCACCAGCAAAGGCCUCAGCAGCAGGACUACCUGGGUCCAGGAAGAACUCCAGGGUUAAUUCCAGUUUCACCUCCAGAGCUCUGUCCACUGGUUCCUUGUUUGAAGCAAUUUCUUUCUCUUCACACAGUGAAGAUUGUGCCCCCGCUACAGCAUCACCCAUGAAGCCCAACUCUGACCCAGCCAGAGUCUGAGCUGCCAGCAUAGGAACCACCAAGGCAGAAGGAACACCCAGCCAGUGAAGGAGUGGAGCGGACUCGGCAACGAGCCCUAGGCUUGCCCUAGGCUCACCCCAGCUGUGGCUCUACCAAUAGGGUCUUAGCCCUGUUCUUCAUGAGGCCCGCAGUGCCACAACUCAUUGUGUGCAGGCACAGCAGCCCUCCCUAAAACCUGCUUGGAAAUCUGCCAGUCUAUUGACUGUUCACAAUAGUCUAUGAAUAGUCUAUGUGAAUAGUCAUAGACUAUUCACAAUGACUCUUCACUGAUCCAAUCUAAAAACCGGGAGACUGCACCACGCAGUCACCUAAUUUCACGGCCAAGAUGUCGUCCGUCUACACACUUCCUUCUCUUUAAUUUGCCUUUCCUAAUGUAAAUAAAAAGGGACAAAUUGUUA
Molecule: messenger RNA, 3012 nt
Organism: Arvicanthis niloticus (Nile rat)
Lineage: Eukaryota; Metazoa; Chordata; Mammalia; Rodentia; Muridae
Gene: Pomt1
Product: protein O-mannosyltransferase 1
Biological process (GO): protein O-linked glycosylation
Cellular component (GO): membrane
Molecular function (GO): mannosyltransferase activity
Source: RefSeq, a predicted model, not a curated record